AAUAUACUCUCACACUCAUAAUUCUCACUCCAUAACUUUCACACACUCUCUCACUCUAAAAAAAAAUUCUCACUCCAUAACUUUCACACACUCUCUCACUCUAAAAAAAUUCUCAAAAUCUGAAAUCAGUUUGCAUUUGCUCGUGUGAAAUUGUUUAGGAUGGAUAAGAGUUGGAUACUGAAGCCUCGUACUACACUUGAGUAUAAGAAAGGGCUACAAAUAUUUUUAGACUUUGCAUUUUCUAAUGUGUCAUUUGAUAAUAGGAUUAAGUGUCCUUGUUCUAGUUGUGGGUUUAGACUAUAUCAGACAAGAGCAGAGGUGUUCGAUCAUCUGUUGUUCAGCCCUUUUCCGACAGGUUACACUGUUUGGUUAUUACAUGGUGAGAAGGAUGUAGGAGAAACUUCAACCACUAGACAUGAAAGUCAACAUAUUAACGCUCGUGAUAAUCCAAUGCAAGACAUGGUUAAUGAUGUUUUCAAUUUCUAUGGACAACCUGCAAACCAAGAACAUGACACAUCGCAUGGACCAGUAACCGAAGGCGAAAAUGACAUGUUGCCUUUAUCUGAUGGUCCAAAUGAUAAAGCUAAAGAGUUUUAUGAGUUAAUGAGGGAUGGGGAACAAGAACUUUAUCAAGGGUGUGUGAAGUACUCAAAGUUGUCUUUUCUAGUGAGACUUUAUCACAUUAAGUGCAUGUGUGGGAUGAGUGAUAAGGCCAUGACGAUGAUAAUAGAGUUGUUACAUGAUGCCUUUGAGAAUGCAAAGAUCCCCAAGUCAUUCUAUGAGGCCAAGAAGACUAUUAAAAAACUUGGUCUUAGUUAUAAGAAAAUACAUACAUGUCCAAAUGAUUGCAUGUUAUAUAGGGGAGAAGAUAAAGAAAGACAAGAAUGCAAGCGAUGUGGCACAUCUAGAUGGAAGGUUAAUGCUAAGAAAAAUUUUUCCAGUGAUCUUGAAGCAAAUAAAAAAAAAGACACUGCAACCUGCAAAAGUUCUUCGUUAUUUUCCUCUAAUUCCAUGACUGCAAAGGUUGUUCAUGUCUAGUAAGACGUCUACUGAUAUGAGAUGGCAUAGUGUUGAUUGCCAUAAGGAUGGCUUAUUGAGGCAUCCAAGAGAUGCUGAAGCAUUUAAAUUUUUUGACUUCACAUUUCCUGAAUUUUCUCAAGAUCCACGUAAUGUUCGUCUUGCCUUAGCGAGUGGUGGGUUCAAUCCUUUUGGACAUAUGAGCGCUAAUCAUAGCAUUUGGCCAGUGGUUCUCAUUCCGUACAACACCCCUCCUUGGGUAUGCAUGAAACAGUCUAACUUCAUUCUCUCAAUGAUAAUUCCAGGUAAGAGAAUGUCAGGGAAUGAUAUUGAUGUUUACUUAUAACCUUUGAUUGAUGAAUUGAAGGAGUUGUGGGAUGGUGUUCAGACCUUUGGUGCUUUGUCAACUGAAACUUUCAAAAUGAGAGCAGCAUUGAUGUGGACAAUUAGUGAUUUUCCAGGAUAUGGUAUUUUGUCUGGGUGGAGCACGUAUGGUAAGUUUGCUUGUCCCACGUGUAAUAUCGAUACCAUACCCUGUCGACUUCAACAUAGUAGAAAAUGGUGCUUUAUGGGCCAUCGUCGGUUUCUAAAUGCUAGUCACAAGUUUAGAUUGGCCAAGGUCCGAUUUGAUGGUACAGUUGACAAAUGAAAUCCACCUGUACAGUUAUCAGGCUCAGACAUUUCAAGACAAGUUGAGAAUCUGCAUGUUUCCUUUGGAAAAACGCCAAUAAUUGAAGUUAAUAGGAAAAAAAGAAGACGUGGGAAACAGAAUAUCCAAAGUGAUUAUCCACAGUGGAAAAAAAAAGUAUAUUCUUUGAACUUCCGUAUUGGGAGUUUAACUCAUUGCGUCACAAUCUUGAUGUAAUGCAUAUUGAGAAAAAUGUGUGUGACAAUGUGAUAAAUACUUUGCUCAAUGAAAUUGGAAAGUCAAAUGAUCACGUUAAUGCUCGAAAAGACCUACAAUCAAUGGGCAUAAAAUCUGAUCUUUGGCCUGAUGAGCAUAGAGGUUAUCCCUCUGCUAUUUUUACUAUGACAAAUGAACAGAAAGACAUUUUUUAAGGACUUUAAUGAAUGUGGUUGUUCCAGAUGGUUACUCAAGCAAUAUCUUGAGAUGUGUUGAUGUGAAGCAACGAAGAUUAUUUGGGUUGAAAAGUCAUGAUUGCCACAUUCUUAUGCAGCAACUAUUGCCGAUAGCGUUGAGGAAUGCAUUACAUGGCUUAGUGUCUGCAGUUUUAGCUGAUCUUUCAUCAUUUUUUCGGCAGUUAUGUUCUAAAGUGUUGAAUCCCAUGGACCUUGAUAACCUCCAGAAUCAAAUCACUCUCACUUUGUGUCAUUUAGAAAUGAUAUUUCCUCCAUCUUUCUUUACUGUCAUGGUUCACUUAGUUGUUCAUUUAGUUGAUGAAGUGAGACAUGGUGGCCCGGUACAUUAUCGAUGGAUGUAUCCUAUUGAAAGGUUCUUGGGGCAUUUGAAGUCUUUUGUACGUAAUAUGGCGCAACCUGAAGGCUCAAUUGCUGAAGGUUAUUUGGUAGAUGAAAUUUUAACAUUCUGCUCAAGAUAUUUUGAAGAUGUUAAGACAAGAAUGAAUAGGCCGAGGCGUGUGGAUGAUAAACCUGAUGAUGUUGGAUAUCAUGAAAAGGAAACUAUGUUCCCAAAAAUUGGCAAAUCAGUAGCGAGUUCAUAUUUUAAGCUACCACCAAUGCAGAAGCAACAAGCACAUCGUCAUGUGUUAAUUAAUUGUCCAGCAGUUGACCCAUUUAUCCAGGAAUUUAGGACAGAAACAAAGAGAAGGUUAAGGAGUCGAACUCGAUCGGAAUCUACGAUAGAUAAAAUUGUGCACAAAGAAUUUGUUUCCUGGUUUCAAAAGCGACAAUGGCUAGGCCAAGAAGGUUCAAGGCUACACCACUUGAUACAGAGAUCACUUCUGCAAAUUCUCAUGAGCAUGCCACCGACACAUGGGCCUGAGCAUGCUUCAUCUGAAUCUGAUUCAUCGGAUGAUGAUGAUGUCCCUCCUACUUCUAGUGAGACUACUGCAAGUAAGAAGAAGAGAUAUUGGAUUGGCAGUCUUAUUGAUGAGGGUGGUACCAUUACAGAAGGAAGACUGAAGCUGCGAGAUAUUUGGUCACUUCCUACGGGUAAAAGAAUUAUCAUCCUGUGCAAUGAGCUUGGCCAACCAAUAGAUGAUGUAGGUGGUCUCUUGGGUGGCUUCAUGGGAGAUUUAGGGUUUGACUUUUCUAAAUUUCCUAUGUGUUACAAGUCAUGGCGUAAGGUUCCAGUUAACUACAAGAAUAGCGUAUAUGACGACAUUAUACAGAAGAAGAUUCUUGUGGAGGAUGGUCGAUUAAGAGACUAUAUGAUGAAGAGUAUUGGAAAGACAUGGAAAAAUACUAGAUGUUCUCUCUAUCAUCGCUUUUAUAAAGAGUCACUGACUUUUGAGGAAAAUGUUGCAAGACGUCCUGGUGGAAUUGAUCUUGACUAGUGGACAUGGUUUCUUCAAUACCGCAAGGAUAAGAAAACACAAGUAACAUAUUAUUUGAAGAUGUGCAAGCAGAAUGCUGAAAAUCGACGGAAGCAAACUUACACACACACUAAUGAUUCAAAAAGCUUACCUAGGAGAAAGGCUGAAGAGGAGCGUAAACGUGGGAGACCAAUGAGUAGAGGAGAGUUGUGGCCUUUGACUCACAAACGAAAAGACUAGACAUAUAUGAAUGAAGCAGCCAAGCUUAUUGGUGAGCAAAUAGAGAGGAUUGAAAGUCAGGAUGGCGUGUCAAAGAAAAUUUCAGAAUUUGAUUCACUUGCACAAGUGUUAGGAAAGGAACACGCUGGUCGGGUUCGAGGAGUGGGUUUUGGGCCGACACCUACUCAAGUGUUUGGCCAAACAGCCUAUCAAUUUAAUGGUGUAUCUUCAACACAAGCUAAUCGAGAUCAUGAAAUGGAGGAGAUGAAGUUGAAGAUGCAGGAGCUUCAAUCAGUGGUCGAAAGUGAGAGAUCUAGAAGGCGAGCUCUUGAGAACUUUCUAACAAGAUAUAUAGUCCAACAAGGAAUGGAAUUGCCGGCUGAGUUGACUGAUAUGGGUAGUGCUGCGACGGCUUCAAACAGGCCAAGACCAUCUUCCUCAUCCAAAUUUUGAAACCCACCGCGAUGCUAAUCAUGCUAUGUUCAACCUGGAUUUAGCUUGUGAUGAAUUCCAGUUCUAAUUUUGUUAGCAAUGAACUUUGUUUUUCUGGAACUGUGGAUUUUGCACCAGUUUAUCAGAUUUUGGGUCUUAUAGUUGGACAAAUAGAAAUUGUUCUGUGAAGAAUUCUCCAAAUUGGAGCUAUGUUGCUUUGUUUUUGAACCUAUUAUUCUAGUUAUUUGAGGGUUUUUUGUCCAUGUGCCUUUGUAUUUAGUAGUGCAAAUUGUUUUGUUCAGAAUUCUCUAAAGUACUUUUUCUAUAGAAUUGCUACGUUGUUAUAGGUUGGAAUAUGUAAAAA
Messenger RNA from Lycium barbarum (goji berry), 4488 nucleotides. RefSeq lists its product as uncharacterized. The transcript has 12 exons. Lineage: Eukaryota; Viridiplantae; Streptophyta; Magnoliopsida; Solanales; Solanaceae. The coding region runs from base 2085 to 3494 and encodes 469 amino acids. The record is from RefSeq and is a predicted model, not a curated record.